UUCUUGCGCGCGCACGAAUGAAGUCGAGACGAAAUGGGGCGGGUCUUUCCCGCCUCCCCUGAACAACGAGCUUUUGCUCCGCUGGUUGCCAGGUGACGAGAGGAAAGCGCGCGCCCUGGGGAGAAAAAAAUCCCGGGCUUGCGAGGAGGAGGUGCUGCUGUCGCCGCCUUCAGCCGGCCGACGCUGCUCUGCGUGGGGUCUUUUGCUUUUCUCGAAGGCUCCUGAAGAAGGCCACUGCUGAAACACAUCAAGUCUGAGAAUAAAAUCUGCAUUGCCAACAUUUUUAUACAUCUUGAGACUCGGUCUCCAACUUACAACCAGAAUUAGCUAUUGGCUGCUUCAGAUGACGGUCUUCAUUUCUGAGAUGCACCUUUGGUCUUUGAGAAACACUUUACAUGUUGAAGAACAAGACAUUGGGAUCUUUCAUUACUAUGACAAGAAGGAACCAGAGCCACCAAUAAACUUUGGCUACUUCCAUCUGAAGCAGCAAUUUGCAGAAUCUCGAGAUUAUCCUUGGAUACUUAAGAACAAACGUCCGGAAAAGCUGCGAGACACACUUAAGGAGCUGGAGGAACUGAUGCAAAACAGACAGUGUGUACUGAGCAAAUGGAGGAGCAAGUCUAUCUGUCAGCUCCUCUUUCAUUCAGGUGUACUGGUAUCUCUAAGCCUUUCUGGGCCACAGCUGGAGGAAGUGGUGAUUGACAGAACCCUGAUGGGGAAGCUCAUCUCCGACACUAUCAGCGAUGCUGUCCUCACAGACACUUUCAUGAUACUGUCAUUUUGGGAACAAAGCAAACUUUGUUUCAUUCAGUUUACAAAAAAGGCAAAUUCUCCUGAUGUUAAUAAAAAACUUGAAAAGAUCUCAUCCAUGGAUUUUAAGAUAUCCUACAUUGACAUGCCAGUACUUGGAAGUAGAAGACAGAAACAACAUCUGGCAAUAAACAGUGUAGAAGACAGGGUUAUUUGCUGGUGGUCAGCAGUAAAAGAUGAAGUGUGGCCUUGGGCUCCUAUCUCCAGUGAAAGAGAGAGAGCAAAUUUACUGUUCCUGAAACUUGAACAUGGCAACUUGGAGGUUCUGAGUUAUAUACGUACCACUGGGGACCCACUUGAUGUCACCUUCAGCGUGUCUCAGCCUUAUCAGAUACACAGUGUAGAACAAUAUUUCACUGAAGAUCAAGAGCCCAUAGCUGACAGCUGUAUCUACGAGUGUGUGGGAAAUAAAGUUCAGUGUGUGGCAGUCACCAAAAUACCACUAAUAUCAAAAGCCAUCAGCUGCUGCAGAAACAGUACUGAAGACAAACUUGUUGUGGGAUGUGAUGAUUCUUCAAUUGUUUUAUAUGAAGCUUACCGCCAAGUUACUCUGUCAGCACAAACAGAACUAGUGCCGGAAUUAUUGUGUUGCCACCCCAGAGGAGCCAUCAUAGUGGUUGGCCAUUCACAAGGGGAGAUACAAGUGUUUGACAUGGCCCUGUCUCCAAUUAAAAUGCAGCUCUUAGCUGAAGACCUCUCACCAAAAUCAACACUGCCAUUUAGUAAGCAUUUCAACGUCUCAAGCAGUCUCUCCCAGAUCCAGUGGGCUGCCCCUCGAACGUCAUAUCAAAGUAUGGCUGAUACCGAUAUCCAUGACCUUCUGUUGCUGAGAUUUGACCAAGGACCUGUUGGUGUACUUCAUUUUAAAACUGGUGUCAUCUCAAGAGGCCAGCUCGGCCUUGUAGAAAUAAUCCAGGAAUACAUUCAUCAGGAUGAGAUCUAUGACGCAAUUAAUAUUUUGAGUGGCAUGAACUGGAACACAAUGGGUCAUCAGUGCUAUGUAAGCCUAAGUGCUAUAGUAAACUACCUGCUCAGACAGAAGCUGACACCUACAACCGAAGAGCAACCCAGAGAGUCUUUUCAUUUGGAAUGAUGUACUGGUUUAUCUGUGAGAUCUUCAUUUCUGCCGUCAACAUCAAGCUGGGCUAUCUAAUGAAUCUGUAACUGUGCUGGUAUUCCAUGUAGGCUGGAGCAUUUUAGAACCCUGAAAUGCGCUGUAAGAAAAAC
This is a messenger RNA of Pogona vitticeps (central bearded dragon), 2037 nucleotides long. The record is from RefSeq and is a predicted model, not a curated record. Lineage: Eukaryota; Metazoa; Chordata; Lepidosauria; Squamata; Agamidae.